UUGCUGGACGCUUGUCUGUAAAAAAAUAAAUGUUUUCAGGGUUAAAACUAUUCCAGAAUUUUAAAGAAUUUCAAUAUAUUAUAGUUACUUUCAUGGCUUGUCAACCUCUGUUGAAUAACUCUUCUUCCGUAUGCAGAAGGAUGAAGAAUGUCAUUGGUGAUAAAGACAAACGAAAUGAUGUUGUUUUCUGUACAAAUCCAGCUACCAAACCAAAACAACACAUUAUAUUGUUUGGGGGCGAUGUCCAGGACUAUAAAGAAAAUAUGAACCUGUACAAUCCCCAGUAUUCGACCUGGGAUGUCGAAUCCAGCGCCCAAAUAAUCCAUGCCCGGUUUCCAGACUCUGCUGUGUUUGUAGUCAAGCCUGCGCAAAUGCUCCUCAAUACAUUCAGUAUCUACAAAAACUUCCUGAAUUUUGAUGAAGAUGGAAGGCCUGAAUUCAAUGUUGACUUCGGAGCAUUGAUUCAUUUGGCGAAGCUGUACACAAAUGUAGUGAAACAGAUAGAGAUGAGUGUGUCAGAUGGUGGCUUUGGCAAGAACUCACAGGAGAACUCUGCAUCUGGAGAUUAUUUAGUAAAGUCUGAGGCAACUGUUGAAAAAGGAAAUGACGACAGCAUUUGUGAUAGAAAUAGUGAUAUUUCAGAGAAGUGCCAACUUCAAAAAUCUACGGCAGAUUUGUCUGUUCCUGUUCGACUAAUGGGCUUUAGCAAGGGGUGUGUGGUUAUUAACCAGAUGGUGUUUGAGUUAAAAGCGUUUAAGGAUGACAAGGAUGUGAGGCCAUUCUUGGACAAAGUUAUGGCCAUUUAUUGGUUGGAUGGAGGUCACAUUGGAACAAAUAAUGCAUACAUCACUGACUAUGAACUAUUAGGUGACGUUGUGGCUCUGAAUAAAGAGCUACAUGUACAUGUUACCCCUUAUCAGAUCCUGGAUCCAAACAGGCCAUGGAUUGGAAUAGAGGAAACAGAAUUUGUGCAGAGGCUUAAAAAUCUAAAAGGAAACAUACAUGAAUUUAAACAUUUUAUGAAUAUGAAGCCAUCAAUCAAAAAUCAUUUUAAGGUCAUCACUCAAGUUUGAAAUUCAUGAUAUACUUAGUAAUGCAGUUUAAAAGAAUUUUUUUAUUUCCCAUUAUCCAAGUUGUUCAUUUUAAAUGUUUAAAUACUAUGUUGUAAAGUUGUUUUAUCAUACCCUUAUAUAUGUUACUUUACCCAACAUUUGUAUUUUGAUGGCUGUAUUUGUCAUUUAUUUUAUUUGACAUCUAUAUUAUUUGAUCAUAUUAGUGAGUAAAAUCUGUU
Messenger RNA from Mya arenaria, 1291 nucleotides. Its product is annotated as mitochondrial protein C2orf69-like. Gene Ontology annotation, cellular component: mitochondrion. NCBI's taxonomy places the organism in Eukaryota, Metazoa, Mollusca, Bivalvia, Myida, Myidae. The transcript is spliced from 2 exons. The coding region runs from base 30 to 1073 and encodes 347 amino acids. The record is from RefSeq and is a predicted model, not a curated record.